AUGUCUGCAAGUGGAGCACAACAGAUGGAAUUGGAUGAUGUGCAGCAACCGCCCGGUACUGCAAGUGUUUCUGGGAAAGAGAAGAAACGUUUUGAGGUUAAAAAAUGGAAUGCAGUGGCCCUGUGGGCUUGGGAUAUAGUUGUUGAUAAUUGUGCAAUUUGUCGAAAUCAUAUCAUGGACCUCUGUAUUGAAUGCCAAGCAAAUCAGGCUUCAGCAACUUCUGAAGAAUGCACGGUUGCAUGGGGUGUAUGCAAUCAUGCAUUUCAUUUCCACUGUAUUUCACGUUGGCUUAAGACACGUCAGGUUUGUCCGCUAGAUAAUCGAGAAUGGGAAUUUCAGAAAUAUGGUCAUUAG
Cercopithifilaria johnstoni is the source of this 354-nucleotide messenger RNA. The record is from the annotation of a GenBank genome assembly. Lineage: Eukaryota; Metazoa; Nematoda; Chromadorea; Rhabditida; Onchocercidae.